This is a messenger RNA of Photinus pyralis (common eastern firefly), 4747 nucleotides long. Its product is annotated as adhesion G protein-coupled receptor A3. Bases 188 to 4561 code for a protein of 1457 amino acids. The transcript has 6 exons. The record is from RefSeq and is a predicted model, not a curated record. Gene Ontology annotation, cellular component: plasma membrane. Gene Ontology annotation, molecular function: protein binding; G protein-coupled receptor activity. Lineage: Eukaryota; Metazoa; Arthropoda; Insecta; Coleoptera; Lampyridae. Gene Ontology annotation, biological process: cell surface receptor signaling pathway; G protein-coupled receptor signaling pathway.
CUUUUAAAGUUUAUUUAUAAAUUAGAUAUGAUUUUUUCAAAUGUAUUUCAUUAUUUAUGAAUGAAAUCGAUGUUAGUAAUCUCAAAAUCGUACAGUAAAAUGCAUAGAAAGUAUAUUUACCUAAUUGUUUUAUAAUCAAAUGUUAUCAAUUUCUAAAAUUAUAUGCUCAAUGUGUGUACUGUAAAUAAUGGAUUUACCUAUGCUUGUAACUUUUAUUUUGUUGUGCUUGCUGUCUUCAUCGAAAUGUACUGAAGAAUGCCCGAAAAAUUGCGUUUGUAAGCAUAGCACGCAUAGGGAAGGACCGGAUUGGAUCAAAGUUCGUUGCGGUGAUACUGUACCUGUUAGUUAUUUAGAAGAAUUGGAUUUAUUGAAUAUAGCCAGUGAAAUCGUUCAACUGAAUUUAUCACGUAACCAUUUAACUACCUUUACCCCAAAGAUACAGUUUCUAGCUUUACAAAAAUUAGAUCUUAGUAAAAACAGGCUUACAGCUUUAUAUAAUAAUCAAUUCAUCGAAGUGCCAAAUUUAAGAAGACUUGACAUAUCUGGAAAUAACAUAAAUCAUAUUGAAUUAUUAGCAUUUGCAACUUUAAAUCAAUUAGAACGGAUUAAAUUGAACCAAAACUACAUCAACACAAUCGAAAAGGGUACAUUCAAGUUUUUAGAAGCACUAAAGCAACUGGACAUAUCUGAUAACCCAUUGACGUGUAAUUGUGAGCUGCUAUGGCUGCUGGAAUGGGCGCAAAAAGCUUCAGUAAAAUUGAUCUCAAAUCCGCGCUGCAGCUCGCCGUCAACUUUUAAAGGCAUUCCUUUGCGCAAGCUACAAAUUGGUAUCGAUAUACACUGCAAGUCUCCUGCGGGCAGUAGAGAAUUGCCACUGCUUGAUCUUGUACCAAAUCACAAUCAAGUCCUUUUUGAAGGGGACUCCGUGGAGAUAUCGUGCAGAACACCUACCAUAUUUGAAAGCUUUGAUGCGGCAGAUGUACAGAAUAAUCUGUAUUGGGUGUGGUCAGAUUUGGACGUUACCAAACAUUUCAGUAACGUCCACAUUGAAAAUCAUUACUCUGUUGAAAGUGGGCUGCUGUCCAGUACUUUAAAAAUAUCAUCGAUAACUCAUAAUCAAGGGGGAAUGUGGAAUUGUAAGCUAAGUUCAAAUAAUUAUUCCCAGGGGGUCGGACUGAUCGUAAUAUCGGAAAAAACAAAAUUUUGUUCUAUAAUGAAAACGGACAAUAAUAAAGGCUCAUACAUAUGGCCACAGACUGUGGUAAAUAAUACAGUUCAUCUGCCUUGUAAUUUGAUUCAAACCAAUAGAGAAAUAGUGCAACAGAAGGCCUCAUAUUUCUGCUCAAUAUCCGGUGAAUGGAAAAAUUUGAAUACAUCAUUAUGUGCCUAUGUUUCCGAAGUGACGAAAAUACUUGAGCAAUUUUCGAAAGCAAAUUUAACAAAGGAGAAUGCAUUUGAGAGCAUAAAACAUUUGAAGAAUUACACUUUUAACUUGAAGACUUUUAAAGACAUCACAGAUUUGGAGUUUAUAAUACAAACCUUGGAGAAGUAUCUAAAUUUAUUACCUGAAGAAAAAGAACUCCCAAGUCUCAUGAUGGAUAUUUUGAAUCAUCUGUUGUAUUUGUCGAAGAUGUAUUUGGAGGAAUCCGAAAUUGUUUAUAACACCUCAUCAAAAAUUAUCGAUCUUAUAGAAACGAUCGCGAGUUAUGUGACAGUACCAAUUUUACACAGAUCUAAUGUUGCCGUUGAAGAAUUCUCUGUAAAGCAAGAACUAUUUGUUGGAUUAACAUGCACAUGGUAUACAAACUUGUUUAACAACACUGACAGAUUAUUUUACUGUAUCACAUCCAAUCAACCUGUGCUUUCCGGAAUGGAAGAUCGCGUAGUCGAAGCAUCAAUUCAAAUACCGGCCUCCUUAUUCUAUCAAUUACAACAGCAGGAUAUCGUGUUGGAUCAUAGUAUGCAAAAAUUGCUAAUUGUCAUGUUGAGUAACAGCAAGCUGUUUCAUUUGGACGAUAUCUAUACGGAUCGUGAUCUUACGUCUGGGAUUGUAGGAGUUAAGUUAGGAAACCUAUUAGUUACGAAUCUAACCGAUCCCAUAUAUGUAAUGCUACGUACGCCACCUAAGAUGAUUUUUGACGCUAUUUCAGUUACUCCAGUCUGGUGGAACGUACAUGGCGCCACUGGUAGAGGAAAUUGGUCAUCGAGCGGGUGCGAGCUCAGUCACGAGGUGCAAGAUAGCAUAGUCUUCCAUUGUAACCAGUUAGGGUAUUACGGACUUUUGCAGAAUAUAUCGCACUCGAGUCCAGUAAAAGUAGGUGCCAAAUUUCGAUUGUCACAUCCAGCAAUAUAUGUAGGUAGUCUUAUUUUAUUUCUCUCACUGUUUUUAGUCAUACUGUCGUACUGCGUGUGCUAUAUGUCAAUUCAAAUGCCUAAAAAGGCAAAACACUCCCUAAUUAAUAUGUGGAUAGCUGUGGUCUUGCUACUUUUUGUAUACGUAUUCGGUAUUUACCAAACCGAGGAUGUUCAACUGUGUCAAAUAAUUGGAGUUAUCUUACACUAUCUCACUCUAUGUUCGCUUUUUUGGAUGUGUGUCGGUUUAACUUCGAUGUAUAAACGUUUAAAUAGGAAUGAAAUAACAGAGUUGCAAGAUGACGAAUUGCCAUCGGAUCAGCCUAUUCAGAAACCAAUCUUAGGCCUAUAUCUUAUCGGAUGGGGGAUUGCCUUAAUUGUAUGUGGAAUAUCUGGUGCCGUAAAUAUGAAAGAUUAUGCGGCCCAAACACACUGCUUUUUAAGUUCAACGCCCUCUCUCAGUGCUUUGGUUGUACCGGUGAUUGUGUUGCUUCUAAUUUUGAGUGCCUUAUUUUUGUUGAUACGUUGCGCGAUAUAUAGCUCAGAUGUAAAUGGCCAUUUGAGUGAAGGUACUCAAGUGACAGAAAAUGUUGAUUUAGAUAUGUUAGAGCCGAGCUUUCCUAAUCCCGAUCAUACUAGCAUUAGAAGUAGUUCCACCAAAACCAGAUCCAGUGAAAUUGAAGAUGCCGAACAUAUACCCUCAACGCAACUAAAGGCUUACUUUAUAUUUUUAAUCAUUUACUUACUUUCGUGGUUCAGUUGUGCCUUGGCAACAGUAAAGCCGUUUGCAUUUCAAUACGAAGAAGAUAUUUUUAGCGUUAUUUAUGCGAUAUUUGCGACUGCACUCGGUGCAUUUACAUUAUUUUUUUACUGUGUAGCUAGAAGUGAUCUACGUACUCAAUGGUUACUAUUAAGAAACUAUUUUAAGAAGAGAACGGUAUGUUUUCGAUCGCGUAAUAUAUCGGACACUGCUCAAAAUCUUCCACACAUUCAAAUUCAACCCGGCUGCACGCCGACGGUCGCUAAUGCCGACGUUCGCGCAACAUCCAGAUCAAGUAGUCGAAGUUCAAGUCACACGAAAUCCAACUCGAACAAUAGCAACGUGCUCAAAGCGGCCAUUAAUUUAAACACUGUUAAUACGGAAGAGCCGCUUGGUGCAAGAGUAAACAACGUAAAUCUAGUGGUAUUGCAUAGACAGCAAUACAGAACCAAUGCGGUUAUACCCAACUUAAUCGAAAAUCCCGCGACUUCCGCGCAAGUAUUUUACAACCCUUAUCAAAGCACAGUUGCUAGGAGAUUUUUUAAAAAGCAGCGCCAGCACAUGAUGAAACGAAACAAUUUAAAUAUGCAGAAAUGCGUCGGCCAAAGCGAAAGCACGUCCGCGGUAUCACUAAAACCUAUAACUGACAAUUCCAGCAUAGAUCAAAGCAUAUUCGGCACAAACUCCAAAGUUAACAACACGAAUAUACACGUCGAGCAUGUUCGUAAAACGAAACAGAAAAAUCUUAACGUUUUAUCCGAUAGCCAUGACGAAAUCAGCCUAAAUAAUGUGCCUAUAGAGAAGUUGAUGAUGAAUGCGGAACGAUUGCGUAAACGCGAGUUGAAUCGACCGAGGAUUAGAAAAAAACAAAAUUUACCGAAUAAGAUCGAAAAUAAAGAUCACGUCGAAGAAAAUAAUAUGCGUUCCGUUUCGCAACAGUGUAGUUUAGAUUAUAGUUCCGACUCUACCUCACUUUUGGAUAAAAGUUUAAGUUUCGAUAAGACCCCUGCCAUUCAUAAUUCAGAAACAGUGUCUGGCAAAAACCGAUCCAGAAAGCAGCAAUUGUUUAAAAAUAACAAAAUCAUUUCUCCGUGUGAGGAGCCGUCUGAUUUAAGUUUAAGUGUAAUUGAGUCCACGUUUAGCGAGUUUAGUGAGCCAGUUCCAAAAAUAUAUGUGAAUCCCACUCACGAUUUUCUGUUUCCUAAAAGAGUACAAAGUAGAGCUAGUAGCGUUUCUACCAGCGAAUUAGACGAAUUAUAUCAACAAAUUAGGAGAGGCACAGAGUCGCGACAUAAAUGUAAUGAUGGCAGCCACCCGUCGCGGUUUCAGAAUUGUAGAUUGAGAUUGUCUGAUCCUGAAAUUAACUUUAGCUUUAGUGAUUUAAAAAAUCGAUCUCAUGUGUCGUUUAGUAUUGAUAAUAUAAGUGAUAAUGUAGAAACUGUUGUGUAAUACCUAAGUAUAUAGUAUUUAUUUUUUAUCGUAAGGCUUUAAUGUUGUACAUAUUGUUUUAUAAAAGAUUAUAUUCUUAGCUUUUUAUAUUUUGACAAAAAUCUAUUUAAUUAAAUUGUAAGAAAGAUCGAGUUCGUUUAACUGUUUGCAUUGCAUUGUGGAGAUAUAGUCAUAGUGUAUCAUGUC